Molecule: messenger RNA, 1201 nt
Organism: Staurois parvus
Lineage: Eukaryota; Metazoa; Chordata; Amphibia; Anura; Ranidae
Source: the annotation of a GenBank genome assembly
AUGAUGGACAAUCAGCCGCCCCUCACAUCACCGGAUGGAUCCAGUCAUGGGAACCCACCAGAGAGAUGUCCCCGUCCUCUGUAUUCCCGGGAUUCCACACAGGAAGGUCACACCACCCCUCACCAUCAUCAGGGUGGAAACCCCAGGAAUAAUAAUAAUAUUGUGCUUAAAGAGGAGUAUGGAGUCAUGGAGGAGUUUUCAGAAGGACACAAGGAUAUGAUGGAGCCACCUAAUACCAAGAACCCACCAGAGAGAUGUCCCUGUCCUCUGUAUUCCCAGGAUUCCACACAGGAAGGUCACACCAUCCCUCACCAUCAUCAGGUAGGUGGAUCCAGUCAUGGGAACCCACCAGAAGGUCACACCAUCCCUCACCAUCAGGUAGAUGGAUCCAGUCAUGGGAACCCACCAGAGAGAUGUCCCCGUCCUCUGUAUUCCUGGGAUGCCACAGGAAGGUCACACCAUCCCUCACCACCAUCAGAGUGGAAACCUGAGAGAUUCUACAGUUGAGGUUAAAGAAGAGAUAAAAGAGGAGGAUGAUGAGGAUGGGGGUGAUGGAGGAGUCUGAGCUUCUAAAAAAAACACAAAGAUCUGUACCAGGACACCAUGGUGAAGUCAUCCAGCUAUGGGAACCCACCAGAGAGAUGUCCUUAUCCUCUGUAUUCCCGGGAUUCCACACGGGAAGGUCACAUCAUCCCUCACUAUCAUCAGGUUGGAAACCUCAGUAAUAAUAAUAAUGUGCUUAAAAAAAGAGUACAAAGAGGAGGAUGAGGAGUAUGGAGUGAUGGAGGAGUUUUCAGAAGGACACAAGAAUAUGAUGGAGCCACCUAAUACCAGGAACCCACCAGAGAGAUGUCCCCAUCCUCUGUAUUCCCGGGAUUCCACACAAGAAGGUCACAUCAUCCCUCACCAUCAUCAGGGUGAAGAUCUGAUGAACAAGAAAGUUGAGGGUGAAGUAGAAGAGACGUAUGUGAGGGAUGAUCAGCAAUAUACGGAGGAGGCUGGAAUGAGGAGGACAUUCAUAGAGGAGGACACUCCUACAGAGAUCAGCACAGGUCCCGCCAUGGCGAAACCCUCAAAGGAUCGUCGCACUUUAUCUCCAGGUUGUAAAAUGGAAGAUGAGGACAUUCCAGGAGAAUGUGUCGGAGAAAAGACAAUGAGCUCCACUAUGGAUGGUGGACUUCCCAGUGUGGAAAGACCAUGG